GGCUGGGACUCCUAGCAGGUGGCUGCUCGGCGAUGGCUUCACUCCGGCGGCUGUUUGGCGAUGGCCUCAGCGACGGCUUCGGCAGAUGUUGCGAUGACACACACGAGGGAGCAGGCAGCAACAACGGGCGGGGAACACGAGGGAACUGGCAGCAAGGACAGGUUGACACUAAUCGACCGCUUUAUGAGAGACAUUGGUUUAAGGCAAACAUCUGGAUCGCUAUUUUUAGCUUCAAUGUCAACUACUUUUUUACGCACUACUUCUAUACAGUUCUCGGAGCUCGGUACACUUUUCCAUCAUGGAGACUGAACAAUGUACCAAUCCCUCUGUACUUUAUGACACAUCCCUACUUCUGUUUCUAUCACACGAUCUCCAACAUGUUAUUGCGGCGGCUACGACAUGCAAUCUCCACUGUUGGAUCACGAUGUACUCGAUGGGUAAUCCAAGCACUCUUCAUCAUCGUGCUGUCCUAUAUUACAGCAGCUAUGGAGGCCAUCACCAUAGCAAAUUUCCCUUAUUAUGACUUUGUUGAUAGGUGGAUGAUGUAUACAGUGGGAUCACUGUUUUAUGCCAUGUACUUCUUCAUCAGCUAUCCGAUGUACAUCAGGUUGGAUGAGAAGCCCAAUGAGCCCUGGACGGUCUGGCAGUCUGUGGUAGAUUCAAUGGGCGUGGCGAUGAUCGUCCUCAUUAUGCUCGAUUUCUGGAGGAUUGGCGUGGGUCCGAUUGUUGAUAUCCCUGGCGUAGCGGAAUGUGGUGACUGUGUAAAGCAUCACAGCCUCCCUUGGCUUUCAUUAUAAUAAUGAUAAUAAUGUAAUAAAAUAUAAGCAUGGUUCUCCUUCACUCCUGUAGAGUACAUGUGCUUUUGCAGACAGU
Messenger RNA from Chara braunii, 873 nucleotides. The record is from the annotation of a GenBank genome assembly. Lineage: Eukaryota; Viridiplantae; Streptophyta; Charophyceae; Charales; Characeae.